UUUAGUUUUUCACGUCUCCGUCGUCCCAUCCAGGCGGACCAAAGUCCUCCAGCCGUUCAAACUUUUAUUUCCUCGGAAUAACUUUCUGAGUUGGGUGGCAGCCGACCAGCAGAAUGAAUCCUGGCCAAAUUCUGCAAGACGCCCCCGUCCGAAAAAUCGCCAUUUUUGGCGGCACUCACGGCAAUGAGCUGUCGGGGGUGUUUCUGGUCAAAUCUUGGCUAGAAAAUGGAGCGGAGAUCGAAAGGCCGGGGUUGAAGGUACAGCCUUUCCUGGCUAACCCACGAGCUGUGGAAAAAUGCUGCCGUUAUAUAGACUGCGACCUGAACCGGGUGUUUGAUUCCGAAAAUCUUGGCAAGGAUCUCGCGGACAACGUCCCCUAUGAAGUCAAAAGGGCCCAAGAAAUCAACAGCUUCUUCGGUCCGAAGGACCAGCCUGGUGCUUACGAUCUCAUCUUCGACCUUCACAACACGACCGCUAACAUGGGUGGGACCCUCAUCCUGGAAAGCUCCAGCGAUUGCUUUGCCAUUCAGAUGUGCCACUAUAUACAGGUCGUCCCCGACUUACGGCCACAAUUGAACCCAGAAUUCACAUCGCACGCUGUGUCCCCAGACAGAUGUUCGGUCUUACUUCUGGAACAUCCCAACUUGAAAUACGCAACGACUCGAUCUGUAGCAAAACAUCCAAUCGGUGUUGAAGUUGGCUCUCAGCCUCAAGGUGUUCUGAGGGCUGACAUUUUGGAUAAAAUGAGGACAAUCAUCCGAUACGGGCUGGAUUUCGUGGCAAAAUACAAUGCAGGGCAAGAAUUCCCUCCAUGCACCAUUGAGAUUUAUAAAUUAUUGGAGAAAGUUGAUUAUCCCAGGAACCAAAAAAAUGAGAUUAUGGCUGUCAUUCACCCAAAUUUACAGGAUCAAGACUGGCAGCCGCUAAAGCCGGGAGAUCCCAUAUUUUUGACUCUGGAAGGAAAGACCAUCGCGUACGACGGAGAAGUGACGGUAUACCCAACCUUUGUGAACGAGGCCGCCUAUUACGAGAAGCAACAAGCCUUCGUAACGACGGCGAAAGAAAAAUUGAGCGCAAAAGGACUCCGAGUCUCUUAAACCCGGAUUGUUUUUUUAAACCUCCUCUAAAGUGCCUGAAAAUAUUUCUCGUCCAAGGUGGCCUAAAGACAAUGUAGAUCCUAGACCGAAAAUUCAAUUUUUCGUCGUAAGAAAUAGAAAGCACUUACUCACAAAACAACGCACACUGUGUCAAUGAUGAUAAACCGUUUUUUUAUGCACUUUACAAUUGCUGUUUUUAAGGCUACUUUUUCAGGCCUGGUUUUGAGGCGGCUGAUAAUCCUCGAUUUACGACUACAAUUGAGCUCAAAACACAUCUGUUGCUGAGCCACACCGUUAAGCGAGUUUUGUCCUAUUUUACAACAUUUUUUUUGCCAGUGUUGUUUCACUUAACAACCACAGUUGUUAAGUUAGCAACCUGGUUGUUAAGUGAAUCCGGCUUCCCCAUUGAUUUUGCAUGUUAGAAGGUCGCAAAAGGGAAUCACGUGACCCCGCUGCGACCGUCCUAAAUGCAUACAUUCAUUUUGUGACCCUUUGAAGUUACAACAGCACUGAAAAAAGUGACUGUUUUCACAGUUACGACCGUUGCAGCAUCCUCAUGGUCACGUGAUCAAACUUCGGACAUUUGGCAACUGGCUCAUAUUUAUGACGGUCGUCGUAUCCUCUGGUCAUGUGAUCCCCUUUUGUGACCUGCCAAACAAAGUCAAGGGGGAAGCUGGAUUCACUUAACAACCAUACUACUGAUGGAACAGCUGCCGCAAUUCACUUAACAACUGUGGCAAGACAUGUCGUAAGAUGGUGCAAAACUCACUUAACAACUGUCUUGUAAUUUGGGGCUCAAUUGUAGUCCUAAGUCGAGGAAUACUUGUAAUUCAGAAUUUAUGUGUGGAAGAAAAAUUGUUUGAAAUAAGCAAGGGAGAACUGGGAUAAAGAAAUGAUACAAAUGUUUUGAACCUGGAUAUAUAAAUGUGACUGGAAUCGAAUCGAAUCGAAAAUAUGGAAUGGAAUAGAAUGGAAUGGAAUGGAAUAGAAUAGAAUAAAAUAGAAUAGAAUAGAAUAGAAUAGAAUAGAAUAGAAAAGAAAAGAAAAUAUGGAAUGGAAUGGAAUGGAAUGGAAUAGAAUAGAAUAGAAUAGAAUAGAAUAGAAUAGAAUAGAAUAGAAUAGAAUAGAACAGAACAAAAUAUGGA
Molecule: messenger RNA, 2242 nt
Organism: Ahaetulla prasina
Lineage: Eukaryota; Metazoa; Chordata; Lepidosauria; Squamata; Colubridae
Gene: ASPA
Product: aspartoacylase
Exons: 7
Coding region: 114-1097 (327 amino acids)
Molecular function (GO): hydrolase activity, acting on ester bonds; hydrolase activity, acting on carbon-nitrogen (but not peptide) bonds, in linear amides
Source: RefSeq, a predicted model, not a curated record